CUGGAUGUCUACUCCUUCAUGCGCUCCAGUGUGGCCGGCGUCCCGGUCGUGGAUCUGUCGGGAGGCAUCAGUAUGAACGAGGAUCACGUGAUCAGAGCAUGGUUGGACAUCAAACUCAUUCCUCUGCUGUCGUCCAUCUCCAGAAACUUCCUCACAUGCCUCAGCAACAGAAACUUCAGCUGCAGCGCCUACCAGACUGUUGUAAAGGAGUUGAGUCAGCAUUUCUUCGGUCUGGAUCCAGUGCGACAGAAGUGGAUCUACUCUUUCUUCAUGUAUCCGUUUCUGUCGAGAAACACAUCCUUAGGUUGUGUAGAUCCAGAGGACAGCACUGAGGACUGGCUCAUGAAGAACUUCGGCUCGUUCUCGGUCAUGGCUCAAGUGCGAGACUUCACAUCCAUCAACAUGGUUUUCAGUGGGCUGGAGGUUUUGCACCUCUUGAGUCCAGAACAGAAGGCAGAGCUUCUCCUUCAUCCGGAGGAGGUGGGCUUGACAGACAGCUCCCUCAGCCUGGUGUUUAAGAGUUUGCUUUCCUCACUGUUGCCCUCUGAGGAUCCAUGGCCUUCAAACAAUGGCACAGCAUAUUAUAUGAGCAACGCUCCAUCUGCCUCACCUCAGGACCCUCUUGGAAAGGCAAGAAUCAAGCCAGUCACAGUAUCAUGGAUGUAA
Molecule: messenger RNA, 666 nt
Organism: Carassius auratus (goldfish)
Lineage: Eukaryota; Metazoa; Chordata; Actinopteri; Cypriniformes; Cyprinidae
Exons: 5
Coding region: 19-666 (215 amino acids)
Source: RefSeq, a predicted model, not a curated record